AUGCAACGAAGGCUGUCGGCUAGACUUGCGAUCUGUGAACGUGGACUUGACUUGCAAUUGAGGCCUACUGUGAAAGAAUUUGUGGGAUUUGAGAACGCAAAAGCUUUAAAUAGAGAUCACAAUUCUUCGAAAUAUCUCUCCAUUGCGUGCAACUCCUCAUCAGAGCAUUUCCCCAAGAACAUCUUUGCUACACAGCUUUCCAUAGCUUUCCACUCAACGCUCUUCUUGCUACAAGCCCUCCAAGUCAUCACGUCUUCCGAACAAUCCAACGCGCCUCAGUUCGCCAAUGAGAAGGACAUGGAAACGGAAGAAAUGACUCUUCAAUCCGGCGAGAAACUCACAAUCGGCCGCCCUAAGGGCUCUGCCGCUGCGAAAGCGGAGAUUGAAGCCGCGAUGAAGGACAAUCCUGGGGUCAUGGAAGCUCACGGACCUGGUUUCACCAUCGACGUGAACUGGCCAGCAGGUCAGUCGGGAUCAACGACUGCUGACUUCCAAUCCCGAACUGGUAUAUCCAAAUGGAGCAUCCAAAAGGGAGGCACGGUCUUCAAUUAUCGAGUCUGGUUUGAGACGGAUCAGACCUACGACUAUCAAUUUCAGGACCAGACGCAUCAGUGGUAUGAGUGCAACGUUUGGCUCAAAGGCGGGCACUAUGUCGACUACAACUCGGAUAUGCCCAAUAUUCAGAAAGUCAGUGGUAGCUAG
Fonsecaea erecta is the source of this 702-nucleotide messenger RNA. RefSeq lists its product as hypothetical. The transcript has a single exon. The coding region runs from base 1 to 702 and encodes 233 amino acids. Lineage: Eukaryota; Fungi; Ascomycota; Eurotiomycetes; Chaetothyriales; Herpotrichiellaceae. The record is from RefSeq and is a predicted model, not a curated record.